Molecule: messenger RNA, 6049 nt
Organism: Neoarius graeffei (lesser salmon catfish)
Lineage: Eukaryota; Metazoa; Chordata; Actinopteri; Siluriformes; Ariidae
Gene: ppp1r9a
Product: protein phosphatase 1, regulatory subunit 9A
Biological process (GO): neuron projection development; actin filament organization; calcium-mediated signaling
Cellular component (GO): postsynaptic density; cytoplasm; actin cytoskeleton
Molecular function (GO): actin filament binding
Source: RefSeq, a predicted model, not a curated record
UCAAAGCAUUCAACGGUAUGCAGAAGGUGUCCAUGUCGGUAAUGGAAUUCAGUCAUAAUAAUAAUAAUAAUAAUAAUAAUAUAGGUAGUCUAUAUGAACAUCCGUUUUCGGUUGGUUUCUAGAAGGAGGAGCUCCAUUUGUGUUGACUGAGGGAGAGAGAGAGAGAGAGAGAGCAUCAGUUUUGAAACGGACCGAGAGAUGGACAGGAUGUUACUGUGAUGCUAUCCAACAGAAUGUGAUACUGAAUCACAAAACUGACACUUAGUGAUGCUACUACACAUUUGAAAGCCAAUAUUUCCUCCGUCGUCAAGGCGAAGAUGCUGAAGACGGAGGCUUCGGCAGAGAGGACCACCCUGAGGAGUGCCUCUCCGCACAGGAAUGCCUACAGAGCAGAGUUUCAGGCUCUCAAGAAGGCCUUCGAUCAGCCGAGACAGGAUGGCGACACCAAGAGCAAAGAUCCAGAGCGGAUCCGGCAGCCCCGGGGUCGGCAGUAUGGCGCACACGUCAGCCGAAUCAAGGACAUGUUCAUGCAGAUGGGCACAGAGAACACGGGUUCUGGGAAGCCUCGAGGAAGAGACGAGACAUCUCCACAGAAACUUACCAAGCCGACCAAUUUCAUUAACCGGGCAGAUGGUUCAGUGAUCAAACUUCAGCAUGGUGAGAGAACCGGCAACUCGAAAUUCUCAGAGACAAGGAAGCUCUUUGAGCAGAGCUCUAGAGAUACAUCCCAGUCUCCUGUGUACUCAUAUGGCAGAGAUAAGAGGGGUUCUCAUGAGCAUUUGGAUGAUUGGAGAGGGGCACGUUCCAACAGGGGCAGCACAGACUCCUUGGACAGUCUUUGCUCACGAACAGAGGCGUCUUCGCCAACAGUCAGCCAGCUUAGUGCUGUGUUUGAGAAUUUAGACCAUCAAGGAUCAGGCUCCACUUUCCGCAGAAGUUAUGGAAGCGGUCGCCCUCUUUAUUCACCGGAUGGCUCACUAAGACAUGGGGACGCCAGUGAGGAUGAUGCCAGCCUUCGUCAGUCUCCAUCACAAGGUGUGUGCAGGACACGUGUUGGGAGCAAGCACACUCUUCCAGUUUCGUCCUCCUCAGAAGAUCUUCUCAGUCCCAGUCCUUUGUCUGAGCAGGAAAAGACUAUUGAGGGGAAUGAAGUCCAGGAGAGGACUGCGGCAGGACAUGGGGAUGUAGGAACCAGCAAGGCUGUAGAUGGAUCUAGUGAGCACAAGCAGGUUGAAGAUUCUGCUGGAGUUUGCACAAACUCUGCUCAAGUCAAUGACACUACAGUGUAUGACAGACCACAAAAGGAUACAUCUGUCUCAGCAGAUAUUAAGGUUCAAAAGGAUAUAGAGGAGCCUAUAGAUGACUCCAGCCGGAUAGCAGCUCAUCAUAUGGAGGAGCCCAAUGAGGAAUACUGUAGCAAUGAGAGGGUUAUUUACAAUGCUGAUGGAGAUGCCUGCUACCAGGGCUGGGGAGAGAGCUGCACCGACGUGGAGGAUGAUUUGUAUGGGGAUGAUGAUGUUAGCUAUGAUCCUGGAUCAGAGAUCACUGAGAUUCCUGGUCUUCCUGAGGAGGAGAAGGAAGAUAUUCCUCCAAAUCGGAAAAUACGAUUCAGCACUGCCUCGAUCACGGUCUUUAAUACCUACUCAAAUGAGGAUUACGAUCGCAGGAACGAAGAGGUGGAUCCAGUAGCAUCUUCAGCAGAGUAUGAACUGGAAAAGAGAGUGGAGAAACUGGAACUUUUUCCAGUGGAGCUGGAAAAGGAUGACGAUGGUCUGGGGAUCAGCAUUAUUGGCAUGGGAGUGGGUGCAGACGCAGGCUUGGAGAAACUGGGCAUCUUUGUCAAGACUGUUAUUGAAGGUGGAGCAGCAGAGAGAGAUGGAAGGAUUAAGGUGAAUGAUCAGAUUGUGGAAGUUGAUGGCACCAGUCUGGUGGGUGUGACACAGAGCUUCGCGGCGUCUGUGUUGAGAAACACCCAAGGCGUAGUCAGGUUUGUGAUUGGCCGGGAGCGUCCAGGACAGGAGAGUGAGGUAGCUCAGCUGAUCAGUCAGACUCUGGAGCAGGAGAGGCAUCAGAGAGAGAUGAUGGAGCAGCAGUAUGCACAGUAUGAUGCUGAUGACGAUGAGACAGGAGAGUACGCCACAGAUGAGGAUGAGAAUGUGGGACCUGGCAGGACGGAGAAAGAUGUAACCAUUGAGGUUUUUGACUUGCCUGAAAACGAAGACCUCAUCUCGCCAUCAGAGCUGGAUGACACCAAACUCUACCAGAAAUUCCGAGAGCUUCAGAUCAAGCACAGUGUCACUGAGGCUGAGAUCCAGAAACUCAAGAGCAAGCUGGCGGCAGUGGAGAAAGAGAAAGCCCGCUGGGAGCGAGAAAGAAGCCAACUCAAGCAGAGCAUUGAGGAUAAUAAGGAAAGGAUGUUAAAACUGGAAAGCUAUUGGAUCGAGGCUCAAACGCUCUGCCACACUGUCAACGAGCACUUAAAGGAGGCUCAGAAUCAGUACCAAACCUUGGAGAAGAAAUACAACAAGGCCAAGAAACUGAUCAAGGAUUUCCAGCAGAAGGAGGCGGAGUUUGCCCAGAGGGAAGAGGCAGAGAAGAAGAGACUUGAGGAUGUGGAAAAGGCUCAUUUAGCUGAGAUCCAUGGGCUGCAAGUGAGGAUUGCAGCGCUGGAGUCCGAGCUGAUGCAGCUGAUGAAACAAAAUGGCAUUCAGGUAAACAACAACAACAACAAUGGCGUCAACAGCCGCACACAGCUGAGUGAGAGAGGUGCUGCACCACAGUGUCCUGAGAGACGCCUCGCUGUAGGAGAGUCAGUCGAGUGUGUAGGCAGCGACCUGGUGAAGGGUCACAUGCAAAUGUUUGAAGCCUCCAGAAGUGUACACAACAGCACCAGCUCUACUGAGGACGAGGACGUCCUCCAGCGGAAGAGUUCUCACAUUCUCUCCACUGUUGUACCCGAGUCGAUGGCCCCCAGGGUGUCUGAGAGUGAGGGUCCUCCAGUGGUGUCAAGCUUUUCCCAAGGUCAAGAUAUAAAAUGCAGCAAGAAGCUUGUGGACCGGGGCUCCACAGACCCAUCAGUAGAGAAGCACACAAGCAAGGCUUCUACUGUAAUGGAUGAUGUCAGCGUGAGCAGCUCGAGCUCAGGAGAGAUCUGGGGUGUGAUCACCGAGCCCAAGCUGACUGGCCACUCACACACACUAGUGCUUUCUUCAGAUGAGAUCCAGGAUGAAGGGCAGCCAUUGAGGCAGCACCAGUGGCAGAACCGCAGUGUGCCAGACUGGUCGUGUCAGCAGGUGUGUCUCUGGCUCAUGGGCCUAAACCUGGAGCAGUACAUCCCUCAGUUCACUGCCAAGAACGUGGAUGGAGAGCAGCUCCUGCAACUCAACAAUGACACACUCAAAGAUCUAGGUGUAGCGUCUUCUCAGGACCGGGCUGUGUUUAAAAGGAAGCUGAAGGAUCUGAAGGUGCUGAUGGAGAAGGCCCGAAGGAACAAGGAGAAGCUGCAGAAGCAGGUGGAAAAACGACACAAGAAAGAACUGGAGCAACUGCAGAAAAAACGCCACAAAAACAGCAAGACCUCUGAGCUGGGAAAGGGUACUACAGAGUGACGGCUAUUCAAUCCUAAAAAUUACUUGAGUCUAGUAUUUUAUGGUACUCUAGACUGGGCUCCUUUUAGUAGACUUCAGAAUCUCACUGGAGGAGGCACUGCUACUGAACUGCCACUGGAGAAAAUAAACCAAACCAUCCUGAAUAACUGAAGUUUUUAACUGUAAUUUCAAUUUUUUUUUUUUUGGAUCAGCAGUUUUAGAAUGCUUGUUCAUCUGAGAGGUGUCCAUUUAUUUGCAUUUUAGCUUGAAAUGAAUUAACAGAAUUAAGUUCUGAGAUUUCAAGCACCUUUAAACAUUAAAAAUGUACACACACACACAAAUAUAUAUGAGAGACCAAGAUGUGCGGUUUACUCUGUGUGAAAAAUCUCUUGGCUUAAAGCACAGGUGAUAGCGACGCACAGUGCUGCUGUCAUUCUGUCUGAAAGCUCGAGCGCUACUCACUGGAAAUACAGAAAUCUUACUCUGAGAAGAAAGCCAUUGAAAUAUCACAGACCUCACACUAACUCCAUCUGACCUUGUGGAUAUUGUAUACCUGUAGCUGUUUUAACACUUUAACAGUCUGCUGUUUAGUGUCCUGUAUCCCUCAGCGAUGUAAAUAAGAAAGUCAGCUGUUCAGAGCCUAAAACAAAGAAACAAGCGACAUGUAAUAAUCAAGGAGAGGCCUGAAUAUACUGUACAACCACACUGCAAAGAGCUGAUACUGAAAAUGCACUCCAAAGAUGACAGAACAGAUCGCUGCGACGUCCUGCUGCUUCUUCUUCUUCCUCCUCCUCACCAUUACCUGCUUUUAGUCGUCAUUUGACUGAACUAGAUCUCAGUUAGACUCAAGCGCUGCCUUUGAAACUACCGCUGUAUAGAUUUUGUAUAGCAUAGCUGCUCUGAGUGUGUGAAACCCCCUGAUUACGGUACUCCAACAUCUAAAUGGUGUUCAGUAGCUGACAAACCUGCACUUAAAGCAGACCUAUUCAAAUUUAUUAUUUAACACUUAUUAUAUAAAUGUUAUUUUAUUUUCUGGUCAAGUGGAGUGAGAUUUGUUUUCUCCAUCAGACUGCUGUGUUCAUGCCUGUCAGUUUUAGCUUAGCGCCAUAUCAUGGGAAAAAAAAGUGUUCCAAAAUACUUUUAAUUCAGUAUAUACAGUAUAAUACUAGCAAGUAUUGAUCCUAAUGAUUCUAUUGUGACUUUUUAAUGUACAGUCAAUACAUGAGAUAUUUCUAUCAGAUUUCCAAUUUGCUUAUUUAAUAUUCAGCUGUAGUUUGGUAGCUCGUCAUUUGCUUUGCUCGUUUUACUGAUACAAUUAUACUUUUUUUUGUGUUACUCUUUCUACAUUUUCAAGUUUCCCUCAUCCAGUGAAUGUCUUCUUUUCUGUGAACACUAUUUUGUUCUGCUGUGAUAAUUUCCAAGUUUACAUUUAAAAUCAUGAUUAUUUCAAUAGAAACGUGGCGGCGGCACUGCAGAGUAUCAGGCAGUGCUGAAUCAAUGUGUGAAUUCUCAAAGUUCUCCGAUAUGUUGGUAUUUGCUCCGCAUAUGCUUAUAGUUACUGUCAUUGAGCUAUAGUGUGUUAGGAACCAUUUUCUUGUAAGGAGUUUUGUUUGAAUUAUUUAUUUUUCAAAUCUUAAAAAAAAAAAAGGAAAAAAAAAUUGACUGAUGUAAUUUAUCAACAAAGUACGACAUAGUCAUAUUCAUGCCAAAAAUUGUUCAAAAGUGAUCGAUCUAUCCCAGUGGUCAAUUAGGUUCUCUGUGUUUCUAUCCUUUAUGUUGAUCCUUGAUAAACGCAUCCAAAUCAAACUGCUGCUUUCAGAUUUCUCGGUCAGUCAGCAACAUGCCAUGACUUUUAUAUCCGACAGUUAAAAGCAAUAUGUGAACUGAAGCUUUUAAGAGAUGUUGUCUCUUUGCUAUGGGUUAUCUAUAUGAAUGUGUGUAUGCACAGUAUAAUCAUGAGUGAUGCUGGUGUUCAUGAUGCAUAACCAUUGUUAGGCUUGAGUACACAACACACACAUUGCUGAAACUGUGUGCACCUUCUCGUUCUGCAGUUCAGUUUCUAAACGAGCGCUCCAUCACUCUUCAAACGCACAAACAAGGCAGCUGUUCAUCAGUUUGUAUAAACAGUUACUGCCCAGUUUAUGAACUUCUGUGCUUUCUGCUAAGCUUCCUGUUUCCCCACAGAAAAGCAAGGCGUUAGCUCCUUCCAGUUCAAAGAUGAUGCAAAUCAGUGAAAGUACGAAAGUACAGAACUGCUCCUGGAACAAAAAAAAACGUCCUCAGAUCUUUUUUCACUCUGUUUUGUUAACUCAUAGCUGCAUGAAAGACCCCAAGGUGCCAUGUUUCCCUUAGUUGUAGGACAGUCAUAUUUACCAUCUUUUUAAUUGUAAGUGUCACUCAGUUGUCACUCAUGUUGACCUGUAAAUACACCUCCAAAUGACACAACCAUUCAGAGAAAUACA